AGAGAGACAGAAGAUGGUCACCUCUUGAUGACCCUCCAAGUCCCUCCAAGUUUGACAUGAAAUUUCAUCACUGACAGCCCAGUGAAUGAAGUCUCUUGCAAGAACUUGCAGGUUUCAGCAAAAAUCAGGGAAUUACAGAGUAAGGGAAAAACCCCUUAUUUUACAAAUUGGGAAACUGAGGGAGGGGAGGAAGUCAGCUCUUGUGCAUCUGUGGAAGUCAGCUGAGUUGAGUCUUUGCAACCCCAGGCUUUCCUAUGAUCACUUGAUCAAUUAGGGGGAGUGGCUUUCAAGUGCCAGAGGGGAGGGUUAGAUGGGCUAUUGGGAAGGAAUUGUUGGCUGUGAGGGUGGUGAGGCCCUGGUAGAGGUUGCCCAGAGAAGCUGUGGAUGCCCCAUCCCUGGAAUUGUUCAAAGCCAGUUGGGAGCAACCUGGUCUAGUGGUCGGUGGCCCUGCUGAUGGAGUGGGUUGGAAUUCAAUGAUCUUUGAGGUGCCUUCCAACCCAAACCAUUCCAGGAUGCAAUGAAUUUAAGCAUCACUUAAACCCAUCACUGCUCUGAAGUUUCCUGUGUAUUUUUAAAUUCUGAUAUAUGGGCAUCAAUCAAUAGUUUCAUCCACUGCCCAUGACUUUGUUUUGUUGACAUUUCUUGCAGUUUAGAAUGGCCCAUUAACAGCCAAGGUGAUGUGACCAUCUCCUGACACAGAAUGCCAGUGAUCCCUGCAGGGAAAAGAGAAACCCUCCAAUUUAUGAGGAGGUUAAAUAGUGCUCUGGGUGCAAAUAGUCUUUUAAUUUAAAUAGCAUUUUCCACUGGAGUCCUGGCCAGGUUAAUAAGGGCUACCAGCAACAACUCAAGGAAGAACUAUUGGGUAAGGAUUUAAAGCUGUCUUAGAAUCUUUGGGAAAGGAAGAGGAAGAUGUCCAAAUCUGUAUCUGAUAUGCUAAGCAAAUUUGGGCUAGAUCUGCCCAUUUCUAUACCCAGUGACACAAAUGGCAAUAAUUUGGCUGGUGUCACACUUUUUUGUGCCUUUGUUCCCCUGGCCGGAUGGACCAGCAGAAGUGAUUCAUGCACUAGUUAAAAUCAAGAGUUGCUGGUACCUCCUGUUGUGAAAUAGUUCUCUGUAAAUACACAAGCUGCCAGGAAAGGAGAAAGGUGUGUUCUCUGUUUUCACUGCACUUCCUUUGGAUCUGGGCGCUGUGGUUUGGGUCCUCAUGGGUGUGUGGUGUGCAUGGUGAGAAGAUGAGUGGGAUAUUGUGAGUAUGUGGUAAAUUCUGUGUGGGGAAGAGCCAUGGGUUUGAUGGUGGGCAGGCUGGGGCUGAGGUGCUAUUUGGGGGGAAGUUGUGAAACUGGAAGUGAAAGUCUGGAGGCUUUCUUGAGGGAUUUUGUGAAAUCGGAAGUGCCCGAGGUGUGGUAAAGGACUGUGCUGAAAGACUGAAGUGGCAGGUGGGGUGUGGAGCUGCACUGAAAGAGCUCCUGCCACCAGAAUUAUUCACUGGGGGCAGAACAAGCAGAGGCUGGGAAGUUAUGGGUGCUGAGGUGUGAAUUUUGGGUGGAUCCUCCUCCAGGGAAGGUUGGAUGUAAAAAUAGGGACUAAAUACGGUGAUGAAUUUUGUUGGGAGAGGCUGUGGGUCAGGAGAGGACAGUGUGGUGAUGGGUGUGUUAUGGUUGGGCAGGGACAAUAGGGAUAAGCAGCUGUGCUGAGGGAGGUUGCAAAACCAUCAGCAAAGGUGUUUUGGGAGAAGAAUGAAAAUUUCUCUGUGUAACCCUGAGCAGCACUAAAGCAUCAUCUUCAGGGGCUGUGAAACCAGAGCAUCUCAGGGACAUGGGUAUGAAACAUCAGUGCAAGAGGCAAGGGAUGGGUUUGUAUGGGCAAAACUGGCUGGAAAGAGGAGAAUUAGUAAAAUAAAAAUUGUUUCCAUGACACUGUGAAGAGGGGAAGGGGAAGUGGUUCAGUUAUCACACACACAUGAUGUUCUCCCCUGAAGAGUGAUUGGCUGGUGUGUGUCACACUGGCUUUUUUAAGUGUCUGAUUAGCCCAGCACUGCAGUAUUGACACAAGGACCUUGUCUGGACCCUAUGCCACAGAAUUCAGGGGACAAUAUUGCCCAGCAGAUCCACACCAGGCAGCUGCUGCAAAGCCAUCGCUGAAAUUCCAAGGAACCCACAAGAAGGUGUGUCUGGAAUCACCCAUUAUGAGUUCCACAGCCACACCAAUCUUCCUUUCAGCCACAACCACCCAGGCCCUUGGGACUAACCAGAGUGGGGCUGUGGGACAACAGGAGCCAUCCUAUGCUGUCUUGAAGUUCAUGGAGAGCUUCUGCCUCAUCAGCUCUGCCUGUGGGAUGGUGGGGAACGCCCUGGUCCUGUGGUACCUGGGCUUCCGCAUCCGCAGGAACCACUUCACAGUCUACAUCCUGAAUCUGGCAGCCGCCGACUUUGGGUACCUGCUCUGCAUCGCCAUCGAGACCGUCCAGUACCUGAUGCAGUUCAACGUGGGGGUGCAGUUUGGGAUAUUCCUCUUCCUGGAUCUCUCCAUGUAUGGGACCGGCCUGUACCUACUGACAGCCAUCAGCAUCGAGCGGUGCCUGUCUGUGCUCUCUCCAAUCUGGUGCCGGGCCCACCGCCCCAAACACUUGUCUGCCAUCAUCUCCGGCCUGCUCUGGGCUCUGUCCCUGCUGCUGAACACACUGGGGUACAUUCUGUGCACCAUCCGCCCCUCUCCCAGGCUCUGCCAGAGCCUGCUCAUCACCAUCGGGACCUUUGACUUCCUCAUCUGCGCACCCCUCAUGCUGCUCUUCAGCCUCACUCUCUUCCUCAGGGUCAAGUGCAGCUCCCAGCACUUCCAGACAGGCCGACUCUUCACCAUCAUCAUGCUCACCAUCCUCCUCUUCCUCAUCUUUGCCGUGCCCCUCAGCGUCCUCAUCCUCUUCGACUUCCUGGGCUACAAAUUUCUCUACUCCCCAGAGAUUGGCUUUGUGCUGUCCUGUGUCAACAGCACCCUCAACCCUGUCAUUUACUUCCUGGUGGGAAGCUACAGGGGUCGGAGAUUCAAGCUCACCCUUGGGCUGGCAUUCCAGAGGGCCUUUGAAGAGUCAGGGGACGACAAAGAUGAGCAGGAAACCAGGGACUCAGUAACUAUGUCCUCCUAAAAGCCUGGUCUAGAGACAAGAGUGGGCAGAGUUGAAGAACUGCAAGGUUUUGGGGAAGGUUCAUUGCACCUGACCUUCAGUAUCCUCACUGUAGAUAGUUCAGCUGAUUAAAUGAGUUCUGUCUGUGAUCAGUGAAAUCACACAAGGACCUGGACCACAGAAUUUUCCUGAACUGUAUUUGGAUCACAAGUGACUAUUAAAAAACAUUAAUUUGAUAAGGUGAAAUGUGUUGGUGUCUAAAUUUCCUCAAAGGAAUCUUGCUUAGAAUUUGCACUUCACUCAAUAAAUCCCUGUCAUUCCUAAGUGCGUGAAUUCUCAGUCACUUUUCACUCGGAUUGCUGAAGAUGAAAUCAAACAGAAAACUCCUGCAAGGAGGAGGAAUUUAUCCCACUUAAUUUUAAAUACCCAUAUCCGAGCACACUUUUGCAGCUCAGAGAGCCAUUCUGGGCUUCCUAAUGUGAGCAUGUCAAAGAGUGAAGUUAUUUUAAUUUCUUCCAGCCCUGGACAGACUUUCUGCAUUUAACUAAAGUGUGAAUUGCCUGUUGUUUCUUCCUUGAAAAGGGCAGAUAAGAAUCCAUGGCUUUUAAAUCUCCUUUACCAAUAAAAAUAAUUUCAAGAUUAGGGAAAAAAAUACAGGAAACAGAAAAAGGUAAAUAAAUAACAUGAAUUGCAACAAAUUAUUCUAUAGACCCAAUCCCUUGAGGUACAAGAUGGGAUUAUUUGUCCUAUAAAACUACCUAACAUUUAUUCUUUGAACCAAAAUUAUUAGGAAAA
Molecule: messenger RNA, 3916 nt
Organism: Pseudopipra pipra
Lineage: Eukaryota; Metazoa; Chordata; Aves; Passeriformes; Pipridae
Product: proto-oncogene Mas-like
Exons: 2
Coding region: 2186-3142 (318 amino acids)
Biological process (GO): G protein-coupled receptor signaling pathway
Cellular component (GO): membrane
Molecular function (GO): G protein-coupled receptor activity
Source: RefSeq, a predicted model, not a curated record